Messenger RNA from Verruconis gallopava, 1622 nucleotides. RefSeq lists its product as hypothetical. Bases 685 to 1494 code for a protein of 269 amino acids. The record is from RefSeq and is a predicted model, not a curated record. Gene Ontology annotation, molecular function: S-adenosylmethionine-dependent methyltransferase activity. NCBI's taxonomy places the organism in Eukaryota, Fungi, Ascomycota, Dothideomycetes, Venturiales, Sympoventuriaceae. The transcript has 4 exons.
AGCGAGCAGCGUCUCGCGUUCCCAAAAAAGCACCACUGACCCAAUGUGGCCGUUAACCUUGCUAUGAAAAUCUGAAGGAAUCAGGACGGCCAGAGACGUGACGAGAACACGAAGAGCGAGUACGAAAAGUCAGCGCAAAACAGUUUCCCCACGAAGAAUCGUAAGAAAGUGCGGAGUAUAGCAGACGGCAUGGACACUGGGUCGCUCUAGGUCGGCGACGGGUUUCUACCACUCAGGCCUCGGAGGAAGGCUUGAACAAGAAUCUGCAGCCUCCUCACAGACGUAGACGAAUGCCAUGCUUAACUUGGUGCUAGAACGGGACGUACGACGACCACACUGAGCAAUGAGAACAUGGGGAAUGGUGCCGAGAAUCCGGCCUUGCCGUUGUCGGCUCAGAGAAUCGGCAUGGACGUGCUGGGCAUGUACUUAUCUUGGUCAAGUACGCUCUUCAGACCUUCUGAGGGUAGAGUCAAGAGCCAUCGUCAUGUCUGACGCCGAAGAGCUCGAUGUUUGAACGAACGGUCGAGGGCUAAGAUGAGGAGAGUCGAGCUAAAGCGUAACGCGGCACGUGGCCGCGUUCUGAUCAGUAAAUACCGACAUGUUUAGUCGUUCCAUUUGUCCUUAUUUAGUCCAGACCUGCCUCUUACAAUUCUCGCAAACAUCCAACUGGACUGUUCAUCGAUCAUGGAGAUCGACGCCCGUGAGAGGCUUCGGCAGCACUUCUUGAACAACAGAUCACCAGAGCGCUGGGACGAACUGUGGAAAGAUGGAUCUUUCCUGCCGUGGGAUCGAGGUACGCCGAAUCCUGCGCUGAUUGACACGCUCGACAGCAAAUGGUCCACCAUUGGUCCUGCGCUGAAGCAAGAUGGCUCUCGCAGAAAAGCUCUUGUCCCGGGCUGUGGCAAGGGCUAUGACGUGUACCUGUUCGCUGCUUACGGUUUCGACGCCUUUGGGCUCGAGGUGGGCAACGCGGUAGAGGCCGCGAAGAAAUUUGCCCCAGAGGCAGACACGAGGGAUGAAUACAAGGCGAGGGACGAGAACGUGGGAAAAGGGAAGGUCGAAUUUGUGCAGGGAGACUUUUACGCAAAGGAUUGGGAGACGUCUUGCCAUCUGGACGGAAACAGCGGGUUCGAUGUCAUUUAUGACUAUACGUUUCUAUGCGCCAUGCCACCGAACCUGCGACCGGCGUGGUCAAAACGCAUGACUGAGCUGCUUGCGCCCGGAGGUACGCUGAUCUGCCUAGAGUUUCCCCUGUACAAGGAGGCCUCCUUGGGUGGCCCACCUUGGGCUAUGAGAGCAGAGACGUACGAGAUGCUUCUGCCCUUCCCGGGCGAGGAGCCAGAAUAUGACGAAAAUGGCUACGUGAUUAAACAGGAACGCCCUCCCAACCCUAACGGUCUGACAAGGAUCGCGCGUUGGCAUGCAGAACGCUCUCAUCCCGUAGGCCAAGGGACGGAUCAUGUCAGUCUUUGGAAGCAUCGGGAAGCUGCUUAGUCCGCAGAACAAAGAGCCACGGUGAGUUUACAUGAGGACAUGGUUCAGCCUUGCCGCAAGCUGUUGUAGUGUUCGCCUAGCCCAAAUCCGUGUCGAUAGUAUGCAAGCCACAAUCUCCUCUCUGCGCC